This is a messenger RNA of Cherax quadricarinatus, 5025 nucleotides long. RefSeq lists its product as uncharacterized. Lineage: Eukaryota; Metazoa; Arthropoda; Malacostraca; Decapoda; Parastacidae. The record is from RefSeq and is a predicted model, not a curated record.
CUAUUUCGUGGUAAAAACCCAGUCACUCUGAAAGCUGACCAAGAUCUAGUGAGACGGUUGUACGUGUAGGCAGCAAGUGCCAUAUUGUUCAGUGAAGUGCUUGUGAGCUGUACAAUCUGGCAACUCAUGGUCAUCACUGCAAGUGGCAUUAUGUCGUACAGGAAUCUUGUCAUCCUUGCUUGUACAGACAAUGAGUGGUACACGUUUUCAUAGACACUUGAGUUAUAUGUAAAUAUACUGCAGUAGUCCUGUUGGCCCAUGCUAGGACAGGUCUUAAAGUUUAGCGAUUGACUCCUGAGACGGAUAUCUUUUAUAGGACAAAUCAAAUUACAACCAAACAUCAUUAACCAUUUUCUGUAUACUGGAAAGAAAUGCAUGAAGAGAACUCGCCAAACACACUUAAAGAAAUUAUUCAGUUCUAAGAAGAGACAGUUUAUAAGGUGAAGUGGCGACCUUCGCCCAUUGGCCGUCAGAGAGACGAUGAAGCCAGUAUACGUGCGGACAGAGAGUGGCGAGAACAGCAAGCGAGCCAGCUGCUAUGUGUGUGGCUACCCACGUUGUGCAGAAUACCCGCUAGCGGUGAGGCAGCAGGAGACGGGGCCGUACUUUCCGUUCCUGGAGACCCACGAGCCUCCUGACGGUUCGGAGCCUCCGUCGGCCGACGGGCGCGUCCUCGCGUGCUUCCUCUGCUACUCGUACCUGACGCAGCAGUGGCAGCUCUAUGAGAGGAACAAGGUGCCGCCCGUAAAACGCAUCUAUUGGCUGAAGCGAGUGGACAACGGGCCCUACACGGGCGUAGAGGUGGGCAUGCAAACUGAGUAUGCAUCACAGCUCCUGGGUCUGACUCCUGACCCGCCCCCGACCCCGACCUCAGACCUUAAAAGACCAGGAACUACUGGAGGUGCGAGAGCUCAGCCGCCUGCAGCUGUUUCUGUCACACCUUCGGCCUCCGUUGAAGUAAAGAGAUCAAGGAUAAUUCCUCCGCAGCCUCAGCCCCCCAGUUUGCCAUUGCCUCCCCCAGGGGUACCGCCUUUGCCGCUGAGUCUGGCAGUAGCUCAGGUGGGCCCCCAGCAGGAGGCACUGGAUCUGUCCCUAGAUGGUCGACGGGGAACCAAGCGUGAUAGGGAGGACGACGUGGCGUACCGGGACCCUCGGCCGCCCCUCGCUCUCCCUCUUAGGACUGAGGUGCUGGACUUGCGGAUGCCUGACAAGAACGCCACCACCGAGGUCUGCUACGUCUGUGGCGACCACCACAAGAAGGGCACCUUGGUAGACAUAUAUGCCAAACAACAAAGUGGAAGUUGCCCUUUUUUUCCGAGCCUGAUGCUGCACCCUCGUCCCAGUAAGUCGCAUCCUAUGGAGGCCUCGGGGAGGGUGCAGGGCUGCCGGGAGUGUUACACCCACUUGCAGCUGCAGUGGGAUACUUACGAGGCCCAUCAUAUUCCGCACGGAGAAAGAAAUUAUUCUCUUCGUAAGAGAUCAUCUCUGAUGCAGGAUUGCACCGCUUUUGUGUGCUAUAAGUGUGGCCACGAGUGUCCCUCUAGUUCGUUAUGUUUAAUAUACUGCAAGCCCAACUCUGAGAACGAGCCUUACUACCCGUUCAUCCAGCAACUGGACCCUCCAGAAGGUGCAUCACCCAUCUCACCGCAGGGGAUGGUGCAAGUGUGUUGCGUGUGUUACAAAACAAUCCCGCAGCAGCAGAAGGAUUUUCAGGAGAGAAGAGGAGACAGUAGCAGCAGAAAAUCACCAGAGAUAAAGGGGGAAGGAGUCGGUGUGGGAGAGGAGGAGCGUGGUGGUAGUACCUCUCAGCCAACACCAGUACCUCUCAUUCCCCACCAGUUGUUACCCCGUCCUCCUUCUGCGUCUGCCACCGACACCGACUCCCAUGUGGAGGAGGCCACCUGCUACCUAUGCCACCAGAACCAUAGCCGACAGGCCAUGCAUUGGCUGGCCAUGGUGGCUGAUAGUAUCACUCAGGAUGGCCUGUACUUCUCUUUCCUCAAGUAUUUACCGAGAAUUGGUCAGAACAGUGUGGUGGAAAAUGGCCGGGUGCUUGCUUGUUCUCCUUGCUAUCAACACCUCAGCAAUCAGUGGGCAGAAUACGAGAAAGAUAAAGUUCCAACAGAACAUCGUCAGUUCUCCCUGAGAGCCAUGCCUUCAAACUCUCAGUCUCCGCGUCUUACCCCAGGCCCCAACCUCUCCUCACCCGGAAUGUCUCCCCUCUCAGAUAGCUCCCCACCACACGGCUUCUCGGCGGCGGCAGAGGCGCAUCUUAAAUCCACGGAGAACGUGAAGAAGGCUCCUUCAGGAUACGUGGGGCAGCCUCUCCAUACCCUCGAGGUGGUACCUGCAGAACAAGACCCAAAGGCUCCCACUCUGCCCGUCAUCACUACCCAGAACGCUCUCAGUAUUGCCAUUAAUUGCUUCGUCUGUAGUUUUCACUCCAAGCCCGGACAGACAUACGUUCUGAGGAGCAAACCACACGGCAGUGAGCCUUUCUUCCCCUUCUUGGGGAAGCACCAGUCAGCCCACCCGGAGGCUCGCGUCGACGACUCAUGCGUGUUAUGUUGCCUCUGCUGCUUCCAUUCCCUCAACCUGCAGUGGCAGCGCUACGAGAAGGAACAAGUGGCCCACUACGCUCGACUCUACGAUACCUACAAUUACUCUUGUUUUAUAUGUAGUCUCAAAACCUACCGCAAAAGGCUCUACCUCCUCCCUGUCAAGGAUUAUCCAUUCCUGAAGGAGCACAACCGGCCAGCUGGUGGCAUGGUGGUUGAUAAUGGCCAUUCGGUGGUGGUAUGUAAGGACUGCUACUCUUCGCUCAAUAACCAGUACAUAGAGUUGGAGAGAUGGGGAGUACCAGUGGAGAAGAGGCAGUACAACUGGAUUCAGCGCCCUCCGCCGCCAGAAUUCCAACAGGGCACCACAAGCAAGCCCAGCCAGGGGCCCACCUUGGGCAUUCAGUCCAUGUUUGUGGAGCCUGGCUCAUCUAGCCCAGGCUCUCAUCCAGGGACUCCCCCUGGGAUCUUGUCUCAGCCAGGAGGUGGGGGCAGCCCCAGGGGAUCUCAUGGCCCAGUAUUGGGCUCUCCCAGUGCGACAAGUGAUGGUCCUGGGUCACGGUCAGGUGCAGUCAAGCUAUGUGAAGAUCCUCCAUCGCCAGCCACCAAUGCCAUUCCCAAGUUAAUUGGAGCAAGCAAUGUCCCUAUAGAUUGUAAUGAAACAUCUUGUGUUGGGAGUAUCCCCUCCUGUAUGCCCCCCUUCAGUCAAAUUGGUGUCGCCAGGCAGGGGGGCAACACCCUUGCCAAGCAGCACACAGUGGCACCCAGUGAAGGUUUCAACUCUGGCGAUACCAAGCAACGGACUCCAAAGCAAAAAUUCACUUCAGUGGACCAGUCCCUCAAGAGCCACAAUAACGAAACCUUCUUGCAGCCGACCAUCUCCAACAAGCAUGUCUCCUCCAGCAAAGCCACAAUCACAAACCAACUAGAUGGUGAUAAAGUCACUCAUAAGAAGAGGAAGUCUGUAAUUAGAGGGAUGAAUAAUAAGGCAGACCCCACAAGUAGCACAAUACCAAGCCCCGACUCUCAUCGUGCAGUCAGCAGCUGCGGACGUCCUCUUAUGAGCUGCAGGCCAAGUGUUCAUGAAUCCUGGAAGUAAUAUACCAGUCUUCCCUAAAUGAACUAAAAGUAUGAAUUCUCACUGCGAAAAAAAAAAAAAAAAAAAAAAAAAAGCCUACAGUUGUUGAUAUGGCUUCGCUUGCCAUUUUUGUCAGCAUGUACCAUUCUGUUUCAAAAGAAAUCAGAAAUUUUAACAGUAAAUUUGACUUCUUGCCAGCAUAUUUAAUGAUUAAACAGUCUGUUGUACCAUGUGUCAACAGCCACAAUAUACUCUAUAUCUAAAUCAUGUGUUUGGUACAGGUUCAGCCUAGCAAAAUUUGAAGUGAACCAGCUGCAUAAUUUAUGAAGAUAAUUAAAAUUUAUUUUAGGUUCUGUUUGUGCUUAAAGCUUUAUUUGUACAAUUUAUGUAAAGAUAUAGGGGCAAAACAAAAAAAAAAACAGAAUUUUCUUAGCCAAACUUUGGACUUGUGUAUUGAUAUAAAAAUCACCUUGGUUUCAAUAUCAAGUUUAAAAGCAUUUAGCUUCAAAUAGUAAUAUCUAACCACCAAGUCACAGUAUUGUAUUUACAAUUUUAGAGCUUAAAUAAAACAAACUGAGGAAUGUAAUUUUGUUAGCAAAGUUUAAUAUGUUAAUGAAUGAUUAUGAAGUUUCUCAAACAUUGUUUCAGGCAGUUUAGAUAAUUUAUAAUAUACAUGACAUAAUUAAGUUACUACAUCUACUGAGUGUUGAUGAAAAAUUAUAUGACUGAAACAGAUAUUUUAAUUUAAAUAUACUGAAACUUUUAAACUUAGUGUUGAAUUAAUUAAAUGCUGAAAACCAGUUUUAUCAAGGGGAUUCAGAAUGCGUAAUUCAUUAAUUAAUAUUCAGUCAAUUUUUUAUGUUAUAUAACAAUAAGUAUUUAAAAAAAUUAUCAUAGCUAGAAAUAUGAGCAGGAUAAAUAUCUAUACAUUUAUCCUACCUACCAUCAUCUAAAAUAUAUUUUUUGUCAGCUGAAGAGUUCAUUCGCUGCUAUCAUUAUAUCAUUGUCCAUUUUAUUAUUUUGGUAGAUGCCUAUAUUAGGGCUCUUGGUAACAGUGCGCCUAAUACUGUCAUCAUUUUAAACUACACAUGAUUGUUUAAUCUCCAUGGGGAAGUAGAACAGAAUUCUUCCUCCAUAAGCCAUGCGUGUCAUAAGAGGCGACUAAAAUGUUGGGAGCAAGGGGCUAGUAACCCCUUCUCCUGUAUAAGUUACUAAAUUUAAAAAGAGAAACUUUCAUUUUUCUUUUUAGGCCACCCUACCUUGGUGGGAUACAACUGGUUUGUUGAAAGAAGAAGAUGAUUGUUUAAAUAUUAUUUGUAUUUCAGAUUUGGAAGAUUUAAGUUUUUGGGCCAGAGUCUCGGGUAAUACAAAAAUAUAUAUACAGUGCUC